Molecule: messenger RNA, 1061 nt
Organism: Macrobrachium nipponense
Lineage: Eukaryota; Metazoa; Arthropoda; Malacostraca; Decapoda; Palaemonidae
Product: probable ATP-dependent RNA helicase DDX52
Exons: 8
Coding region: 36-1046 (336 amino acids)
Biological process (GO): maturation of SSU-rRNA
Molecular function (GO): RNA helicase activity; ATP binding; nucleic acid binding
Source: RefSeq, a predicted model, not a curated record
AUCAUGAUUUGUAGUUUGAAGUAAAAAAACUAUUUAUGAAUGCACCUAUUCUGCAGAUUAAUCGUGCUCGUAACCAGAAUGGCAUCCAUGUCUGGGGAACAGAUAUACCUGGUCCUAUUUUAUUCCUUGACGAGUUAAAAACAGAAUAUAAUGUGGCAGAAGUUAUAGUGGAUAAUCUUCGUAAUCAGGGGUUUGUCGAACCAAUGCCCAUUCAGAUGCAAGCUUGGUCGCUCAUGUUACAAGGAAGGGAGAUACUCGCAAGUGCUCCUACUGGCUCAGGAAAGACUGCAGCAUUCCUUGUUCCUAUCCUUCACCAGCUAGAAGGGCCUCGUAAGAAAGGCUUUCGUGCUGUGCUGUUAGCACCAACUCGUGAAUUAGCCAAGCAGACACAUAGAGAAUGUGUUCGUUUGUCGGAAGGACUAGGAUUUCGAGCUCACAUUAUAAGUAACGUUAAUAGAGCUAAGAAGAAAUUUGGUCCUAAUUCUUCCAAAAAAUUUGAUAUUCUUGUAACAACUCCUAAACGCUUGGUAUUCUUACUACAAGAUGGAGAUACCCCAAGUGUUGAUUUAUCAAAUGUUGAGUGGCUUGUGAUUGAUGAAAGUGACCGACUGUUUGAAGGAGGAGUCAGUGGUUUCCGCGAUCAGUUAGCUAUUAUUUAUCAAGCUUGUACUAAUUCCAACAUCAGACGGGCUCUUUUCUCGGCAACCUUUGCUUAUGAAGUGCAGGAGUGGUGUAAAUUAAAUUUAAACAAUGUUGCCAUGGUGUCUAUUGGUAACAGAAAUACAGCCUCAGGAGAUGUUAAGCAGGAGUUACUAUUUUGCGGGGCAGAACAUGGAAAGUUGGUAGCUCUUCGUGACAUCCUUAGAAAGGGUUACAAACCUCCUGUGUUAGUGUUUGUCCAGACCAAGGAAAGAGCUAAAGAAUUAUUCCGGGAGCUCAUAUAUGAAAACAUUAUGGUUGAUGCUAUUCAUGCAGAUCGUACACAGACCCAGGUAUGUGUUGUUUCCUUGAGCUUUUUGUUUCAACUGCAGUUCUGUUCAUCUUAAAAUUAUUGGAAAUUG